Molecule: messenger RNA, 570 nt
Organism: Colletotrichum phormii
Lineage: Eukaryota; Fungi; Ascomycota; Sordariomycetes; Glomerellales; Glomerellaceae
Product: phosphatidylethanolamine-binding protein
Exons: 2
Biological process (GO): regulation of Ras protein signal transduction; regulation of proteolysis
Molecular function (GO): phospholipid binding; peptidase inhibitor activity
Source: RefSeq, a predicted model, not a curated record
UUGUUGAGCAGUGCCCUGGUGGCAUGGGCCAAGACGCCCGAGGGCUUUGAGCCUGCGUCCAACGUCGAUCUCAUCGUCGCAUACGGUGAGACGUCGGGUGUCAACGGCGUGGACCUGGCCAAGAGCCUCACACAAACGGAGCCUACAGUCGGUACGACCGAGCCUUUGACCGGCAAAAGCUAUGCCAUCAUCAUGGUCGACAUCGAUAUUCCUACGGCGAGCCCUCCGACUACCGGCACCUUCUUGCACUGGGCUCAGUCGGACCUGACGCCAGCCGCGCAGACUACCACGGUCAAGUUGAACGACGGCGAGCGUGUCAUCCACACUCUGACGACCACCUCAAAUGCGAUCGCGGAUUACAAGGGCCCCGCACCACCAGCAAGAGUUCCUCUUUCGCACCGAUAUAUCGAGCUGCUUGUUGACACCAGCGACAUCACGGCGGACGGAACUGCAGCCCUGCAGACGCUGUCAACUCGUGGGGGCGUUGAUGUCAACGCCGUGCUCACCACGGCCGGACUGGCCAAUAAGGUGGUGGCUGGUAACUUCUUUACCGUGACCAACCCCGGCCCU